This is a messenger RNA of Cylindrotheca closterium, 3471 nucleotides long. NCBI's taxonomy places the organism in Eukaryota, Bacillariophyta, Bacillariophyceae, Bacillariales, Bacillariaceae. The record is from the annotation of a GenBank genome assembly.
AUGACAGAGAGACGCCGCAUUCGGCUUGCUGCGGUUCCUUACGAAGAGGAGGAAGAGGUUGAAGCUCCUGGAAAUGCAAAUCCACCACAAAAGUUCAGAAGACUAGCAUUCAAAGACGAAGGUGCCUACGAACCAUCAAUCGAGGAUCCAAAACAAAGAAUGGCCCAUGUCUCCAAAGAAUCUACGGAAAGGAAAUCCGUUUCCAAGAGAACAAGAAGACAGUCCCAGAAGAAAUCAAGGAAAUCCAAAAAGAGAGGUCCUGUUGAGCCAGGCAAUCUAAUGGAAGAACUGGAAUCGACGACAUGGUCGCUACUCAAAUGUGGAAGAAAACUCAUUGAAAAGUCGAUUGAAGAAGGGAAAGUUCAAGCAUUGAAAGCUGCCAUGAGACUACGACAAGAAAGUGACAGGAACUAUCGAGGACGAGGCAACACAAAAAGACGAACGAAGCGUUCUCGGAUGCGCUCUGAAUUCGGACACGGAGCAGUGGAUCCUUCCUCAUCAGAGGAGAGUCGCUCCAUCAAGUCGGGAUCAUCGUAUGGCAGCCAUUCGAUAUCAUCGAAUAUAGCUUCUAGCUAUUCGGAUGGUCAGCCGUCUAUGUCACUGUCGGCUUCGUCCUCCAAGUCAUCCAAAAAGAAGAAAAAUGGUUCGAUGUCCUCAAGGGCGAAACUCAAUGCUGAUGCAAGCUUUGAUUCUUUGGGUGAAAAUUCCAUUAUUGCUGACGAUAGUUAUACAACAGAGGAAUCAUUACCUUCACAGGACUCUUCGACUGAUAACGUCAAUUCGGACGACGACCGCUCGAUUGUCAGCGAAGCAUGGACCGCAAUCAAGGACAUUGUUGAAACCCCAGAGGCUGAUGCCGAUAGGCUUGGGGAGAAAAGUACGCCCAGCAUUGCAAUAAAUAUGGAAGUACUACUCGAGCCAGACUCAUCCGAUGACUCAUGGAUUCAAUCUAUCAAAUCAGAUAGCAACGAAUCCUUUUCCACGGCAUUGAACAAGGAACUCAGUUAUCAUAGACAAAUGCCCAGCAACAUGCUUCAGCAAUGCAUCAACGAGAUCAAAGAUGUUUCAACAAAGGGCCAUCAAAGAAAACCAACAGUCGAGUUGUCGGACGCAGAGUUCUUGAAGGUCAUUCGUGAGACCGGGAAGCAAGAAUGCGACGUCGAUCAAACGGCAACAACAGACUCAGAUACCAAUUUUUUGGAAACGAUUGAGGAGCCCAAAGCGUUGGAUCAAGCACCUACUUUGCCAUCCUCGCCAUCCACGUUUUCUAACAGUGAUUUUCUCAAGGCUAUGCAGCAGGAGCAUGGGGUUCAUGUUGGCACUGAAUCAUCGCUUGCCGAACCAGUUUUGUCAAAUACUGACUUUGUAAAAGCUAUGCAGGAAGAAAAUGGAGUAGAAGAGGAGGUUAAAGCAGCACCGAUUGCUGAACCACUUCUAUCCAAUGCCGAUUUCCUAAAGGCUAUGCGACAAGAGAAUGGAAUCGCGGACGAAGCCAGCUCGGGUCGGUCUGUGUCGUCAGCCAUGUCCACUACUGAUUUCUUGAAGGCUAUGCAGCGAGAGAAUGGAGUAGAAGAGGAAGUUGAGGCAACAAUACUUCUAUCAAAUGCUGACUUCCUAAAGACGAUGCAGCAAGAGAACGGGGUCAAAGAUGAGACCGGAGCGACAUCGGCUGCUCCACCACUUCUAUCAAAUGUUGACUUCCUAAAGGCUUUGCAGCAAGAGAAUGGAGUCGAAACUGAGACGGAGGCAACAGUAGCCACUUCGACACUUCCAUCAAAUACAGACUUGCAACAAGGUAGUGGAAUUGCCGAGAAAAGUAUCGAGACUCAUGAUGAGCAACUGAAGCUUUCCGAAGAUCUUUCGAAUGCUGACUUUCUCGAAGCUAUGAGGCAGUCGCUGAGCGUAACGGGAGGGAAGUUUGAAGAGCCCAAAACUCGUCAUUCAGGUGAUGUUGAUUCGAUUUCUGAGCUUGAGGGAGGCAAUAGUAAUGAGGAGGGGGGCUUUUCAGACUCAGAUUUCUUGAAAGCGAUACAAGAUACUGGAGUGGAAGACGACGAUACUUUCAAUGGAAACAAUAUUUCUACUCCUGUCCAAACUGCCAUUAAUGAAAACUUCCUUAGCGCUCUGAAACAGAUGGGUGGUUUGGAUCUAGGCAAUACAGGCAUGUUCAGCCUUGGCCAUCUGGAAACGAUCCAUGAGGUUGACAGUGAUUGUUCCAAGUCCGCUCAGAGCAGUCCUUCCAGAAGUCCGCCAACAUCAUUUACCCUAAUUGAGGAAGUUGCCGUGGUAGCGAUGAAUGCAGAUGGUUCGUGCUUGGGCAAUGAAAUUACUGGCAGUACACAGUCUGAUGAUCGCCUGAUGUCGAAACAGCAAGCUAGAUUUGGUCACAGAGAACAGACGAAUUCCACAGAAGCACUUGUCGUAACAGAAGAAAAGAGCGACUUUGGACCAGGAAACGAGUUGCCAGAUCUGAAGUGUGUGUCUUCUGAUGAGAGUGAUACGCAUUGCGACCGUCUGCGAGGAAUACUUGGAGUCGACGGAAGCGAGUCCGAAAAAGAGGAAGAUAUUGAUGAUGGUGAUACAGGAUUCAUGACAGCGGAUGAUAUACUUGCCGAAGAUGACACUAAUUUCUUUUCCGCAGGUGCUGGUGAUGAUAGUCAUUUCUUCUCUAUGAUGACAGAGAAUCAAGGAACAGAAAGAGACUCGAUCGGGAGCAACGACUCGCUAGAUGAGAUCUUGAGUUUCAGAAAUGGGGGCGAACAAACAGCUACAAUGACGUCCCAGGAGGCUUCAUCGGCCGAGGCUGAGGUUCAUGGGUUUGACGAAGCAAAAGCAGAACUCGAGACUAGAGCAGAGAAUCUUGAUCAGCCUGAGAACCGAAUGGUGGAACAAUUAGAGACUAUCCCGGGUCAAAGAUAUGUCGAGUGUCGACAAGAUGAAUCUUCCGUACCUUUGGCUGACGAAUUGAAUAAGGAAGAUAUUGAACAGCGCAAAGCUCUUAUCCGUGCGAUAGAAGUUGACGAAUCGUUAACUCCUGACGAGAAAGCCUUGCUUGUAACCGAAAUUGAAAGCGGGGUCCCCAUUGACGAAACUUCAUCCAUUGAAAUUGACGUCGAUGCAACGUCAUCAAGUGAGUCACAAAACGGAGACAGAGAUGCGCCUGAGCACUCAAGAAUGGAAAUCAACAAGGCAAUUGGAAAGAAAGUGAUACAAGGGUGGACAUUGCUGGACUCGUCAUGUCGACACUGUGCGCUGCCGCUGAUGACAGACAGUGAGGCUACCGAGGCAGCAUGCAUCUUUUGUGAUUAUUCAAGGAGUAUGAAUGGGGGGCAUGGGACAAAGAAUUGCUCUCUGGCUUUUCCACCUCCUCCACCGCCGAUAGCUAACAAAAAGUCAAAGAACAGAAGGUCACGCAUGGCAAUAAAGGAAGCGCCAGUAGACCCACCAAGCUCAUUUGUGGUUACGGAGUAG